UCAGUGACUCUUGUUCUUAUUUCCCCUUACCAGAACGCGCGCCCAAUUCAGAGAGCCCCUAUGCUCAGGUACCCAUCUGCCCACUGAUUUCUAAACAAGAUGCAAAGACACUGGUGAAGCCAAAAAAAGACAUGCAGAAGCAGACAAAGCAGAGAAAGAAAGAGCCUGUAACUUCAAAGGAGAGUCGCCUCAACUGUAAGAAAAAACAGGUUCAGGAGGCUGCACCCAAGCCUCCUGCUCAGAGCAGCGAGAAGAAACGCUCCCCUGCCAUCAACUCAGAGCGCCCAAAAAAAAGGCGUCACCCACCAACAGCCAGAAAGGGCAAGGCACAAGCACGUGAGGCACAGGUGGCCCAGCGCUACAGGUACAACCUGGCUCUCCGCAAGCGUUCCAGCCUGCUCAGGCUGUGGCAGAAGAUCCACGGGGCUCAGAUCGGCCGGCAGACGGGCAGCAGGCGCUUCUACCACACCUUCUCCACGUACUCCUGGUCCUGGAACGCGUGCCAAGAGCUGGUGACAGCCGAUGAGCUGCAAGCACAGGACCGCCACCAUGGCCGCUUCCAGCCGGCCACCAGGCAGCCACCAUGGAAGAAGUGGGUGUUCUAG
This is a messenger RNA of Numida meleagris (helmeted guineafowl), 605 nucleotides long. Its product is annotated as EF-hand calcium-binding domain-containing protein 3-like. The record is from RefSeq and is a predicted model, not a curated record. The transcript has 3 exons. NCBI's taxonomy places the organism in Eukaryota, Metazoa, Chordata, Aves, Galliformes, Numididae. Bases 132 to 605 code for a protein of 157 amino acids.